This is a messenger RNA of Elaeis guineensis (African oil palm), 1089 nucleotides long. Its product is annotated as NAC domain-containing protein 83. The record is from RefSeq and is a predicted model, not a curated record. NCBI's taxonomy places the organism in Eukaryota, Viridiplantae, Streptophyta, Magnoliopsida, Arecales, Arecaceae. Gene Ontology annotation, molecular function: DNA binding. Gene Ontology annotation, biological process: regulation of DNA-templated transcription.
UGCUACUCAGUCUCUCUUUCUCUCUCUCUCAUGCUCUUGUCCACGCUAUUUUUGUUGUGAAAUAUAUAAAAAAUGGAGCAUGACUUCCCAUAACUUAGCUCAUUUUGAUCCAAAGUAGCUAGUGACCUUGGAGGUGGAAGUGGGUGUUUCAGUGGAAUGGAGAAGCCGGACUUCAUCAAAUAUGGAGUUCAGAAACUGCCCCCCGGUUUUAGAUUCCACCCAACUGAUGAGGAGCUUGUGGUACACUACCUCACUAGGAAGGCCUUUUCUUUCCCACUGCCUGCCACUGUCAUUCCUGAGAUUGAUCUCGGCAAGUUCGAUCCUUGGGAUUUACCCGGUGGAAGUGAGGAAGAGCGGUAUUUUUUCAACUUACGAGAAGCAAAAUAUUUGAAUGGUAAAAGGUUCAAAAGAGCAACGAUGUCUGGCUACUGGAAGGCCACAGGAAGGGAUAAACCGAUCAUAGCCUCCCGGUGCAACCAGCUUGUGGGGUGGAAGAAGGAUUUAGUCUUCUAUAGGGGAAAGCCCCCACAUGCAUCCCCAACUGAUUGGAUCAUGCAUGAGUACCGCCUUGCUGCUACUGAAACCAGUGCCUCUGGCUUCUCCCAAAGAAAAUUCUCAGCCCAUAGUUCCAUGGCUCACACCAAAGAAUGGGUGGUGUGCCGGAUUUUUCGGAAGAGAAGAGCAACUAGGAUGGAUGCAGAGAUCACACCAUACUACAACUACAGCCGAAUUCGAAGUAACAUUGAGCACAUAGAUCCUGAUGCUUCUGUAUCUUCUUCUUCGUCUUCUUCAAGCUGUGUGACAGAUCUUUCAGAGGAUGGAGAGGAAGGUAGCAGCAAUAGCAUGGCUUCAUCUCCAAAUGGAAGAGAGGUGUAGAAUGGUUUUCUCCAGUGUAUCAGAACUUUCGUUUCAGAAAAAUCCAACUCGAAUAACCUUGGUGCUGAACUCUAGCACCUGUAGCCUGUGAAUCUCUUGUAGUCGCUUUUUUCUAAACCGUUUUACUUUCUUUUAAAAAAAGAAAUUCUUCUGAACAGUUUAGAAUUAAGUGAAAUCUGAGGAAAAACAAGCUCUUAUUAGCACUUUAUCAUA